This is a messenger RNA of Marchantia polymorpha subsp. ruderalis, 3167 nucleotides long. NCBI's taxonomy places the organism in Eukaryota, Viridiplantae, Streptophyta, Marchantiopsida, Marchantiales, Marchantiaceae. The record is from the annotation of a GenBank genome assembly.
GGAGCUCUGUGAAGGAAAUCUCCCUCGCACUGUUCCGCUCGAGGAACUUCGGGGCUGCGCGGCGCGGACGACGGUCGAGGCUAGACUAGAGUGGACUGCGCUGGUCGGUUCGAGUCGAGUCGAGGCCCCUGGCCGCGCCUGCGAGACGUGGAGCAAUUUCAAGCGAAUUGCGGUGUUUAAAGAAGGAGAGACUGCUGCAGGGCAUUCGUCCGAACUCUCUCGGCUCGUGCUCGUGCUCGUUUUUGAGACCGUCUCGCAGGGCAGGGCAGGGCAGGGCAGGCAGGGCAUUGCGGAGAACGUAGGGCAAGGAGGAGCAGGAGGGUUUGAGUGUGCACGGAGGCGUAUGGUGGUUGUGAAGGUUUGGAUUCCGCAAGGCUGAAGCCGAAGAUUGUCGUGGUUUUGGACUGCGGCCUCCGGAGGCAGGCAAGCAGGUAUGGUCGCCGCGGCACUUGUGAGUGUGCAUAGUCUUACGGACUGUGCACUGAGUAGAUCUGCUGGCUCGUCUUCGUGUUCACCUCUUCUAUUCAGAUUAGCUAGCAGCCGUGUGGCUUUGGGAGGAAGAUUGCGAGGCGGAAGAGGAGGCGUCGAACCGCUUGGUUUUAGGCAUGGAAUUGUUCAACCUCUAGAAUACAGGGGUUUAGGGAGAUAUGGGCAGAGGAUGAGCCGUGCCGCGCGGUCGAGACAGUCUAGUGAGGAGACGACUCUCGUUACCGCGAAUUUGGCGAGAGAAGCGCUCGAGAGCGGGAAUGGGAAUGGGAGUGGUAAGAGCAGCAACGGUAUCGCGUAUCAGUCAUUCGAAAGGGUGGUCCCCCCGCCCACCAACGGGGCAGCAAAAGUCAAUUCCAAUGGCGCGGUUAAGAUUAACAGCAAUGGAGCGGCAUCACCCAGGAAUGGUGUGCUUGUUGCAGAGCCAGUUGUUAGCGCGAAUCCCUCAAAUGGUUCCGCCGUGAAAGCUCCACAAGACGUCAGCUCGAGUCGCCUCUCUGGCAAGGUAGAAGACAUCGGGCAAGAGGACCCCUGGUUCAAGCAAGGAGAUCGUCAAAAUGUGAAGGUUUCCGUAGCUCCAGGUGGCAGGUGGAACAGAUUCAAAACGUACUCUACUAUUCAGAGGACUCUUGAGAUUUGGGGCUUUGUGGUCGCAUUUCUGUUCAAGUGGUGGCUCAACAACCAAAAAUUCAUGUACAGAGGAGGGAAGACGGAAGAGGAAGUGAAAAAAAAACGUAGAGCUCUGGCCAAGUGGUUAAAGGAGGGUCUCCUAAGGCUAGGACCGACCUUUAUCAAGAUUGGGCAGCAGUUUUCUACCCGUGUCGAUAUCCUGCCGCAGGAGUAUGUGGACCAGCUGGCGGAAUUGCAGGAUCAAGUACCUCCGUUCGAUUCUGAAACAGCAUUGAAGAUUGUGGAAGAGGAGCUAGGCCCAGUCGACCAAGUAUUCGAAAGAUUUGACCGCGACCCUAUCGCGGCAGCCAGUUUAGGACAAGUGCAUCGCGCUCGCCUGAGAGGUGAAGAGGUUGUUGUGAAAGUUCAGCGUCCUGGGUUGAAAGACCUCUUCGACAUAGAUCUGAAGAAUCUUCGGGUUAUCGCCGAGAAUUUGCAAAAGAUCGAUCCGAAGUCAGACGGCGCUAAAAGAGAUUGGGUCGCCAUUUAUGACGAAUGUGCAGCAGUUCUGUAUGAGGAAAUUGACUAUUGCAAAGAAGCUGAGAAUUCCCAACUAUUUGCAAAUAAUUUUAAGGACCUGGAUUACGUCAAAGUGCCAAGGAUUUACUGGGAAUUAACGACCCCACAGGUUCUAACCAUGGAGUACGUUCCUGGGAUCAAGAUCAAUCGUAUUGCUGCCUUAGACCAAUUAGGAGUUGACCGUCAAAGGCUGGCAAGGUACGCAGUAGAGUCUUAUCUGGAGCAAAUUCUUCGUCAUGGGUUCUUUCACGCAGAUCCUCAUCCAGGUAACAUUGCUGUGGACGAUACAAAUGGUGGCCGCCUGAUCUUUUACGAUUUUGGCAUGAUGGGCAGUAUCAGCCCAAAUAUAAGAGAAGGACUCUUGGAAGCAUUCUACGGAGUGUAUGAGAAAGAUCCCGACAAGGUGCUUCAAGCUAUGGUUCAGAUGGGUGUGUUGGUGCCCACUGGAGACAUGACUGCCAUCCGCCGUACUGCUCAGUUCUUUCUAAACAGUUUCGAAGAGCGUCUGGCAGCUCAGCGUAAAGAAAAGGAGGAGAGAGAAAAAGAUGAGCGUGACAUUGCAUUAGGUUUUAAGCCACAACUGACAAAGGCGGAAAGAGAGGAGAAGAAGAAACUCCGACUGGCGGCAAUCGGUGAGGAUCUGUUAUCAAUAGCUGUGGAUCAGCCUUUUCGCUUUCCUGCCACAUUCACAUUUGUGGUCCGAGCUUUUUCAGUACUCGAUGGUAUUGGUAAAGGAUUGGAUCCUCGAUUCGACAUUUCAGAAAUUGCCAAACCAUAUGCACUAGAGCUCUUGAAAUUCAGGGAAGCUGGUGUGGAGGUGGUUCUCAAGGACUUCAGAAAACGCUGGGAUAGGCAGGCCCGGGCAUUCGCUAACGUCUUCAGGCAAGCUGACCGGGUGGAGAAAAUUGCCGAUGUGAUCCAAAGGCUGGAACAAGGUGACUUGAAACUUCGAGUAAGGACCUUGGAGUCAGAGAGGGCAUUCAAACGAGUUGCUGUUGUACAACAAUCCAUCGGACAGGCCAUCCUUGCCGGAACUACUCUCAAUCUUGCCACAAUGCUCUAUAUAAAUUCAUUCAGGGUACCUGCCCUUGCCGGGUUCAGCGUCAGUGCAUUAUUCGGUAUGCAGGUUCUUUUUGGACUAUUGAAGAUUAAGAAACUGGACAAGCAAGAAAAGCUCAUCACCGGAACUGCGUAGAAAUAGUUACAAUUCGAAACUCCAUCACCCUUGUACUAUUUGCCUUGAGAUAGUCUUAUGAUCACGUGCUGCCAUGAGUCGUCUGAUUCUGGUCAGCCACCUCGGAAUCAGCCAGCCUAGAAAUUUUUUUGAUAACAGUACCGGGUUUGCAGUUGUAGAACCUCAUAGUCUGCGAACCCUUGUAACUUUAGCCAGGACAAAUACAAAUAUAAUACAUAUAGUAGUAGCAUAUUCUUUCACAUAACUGCCUCAGCGCACCCGUUUUAUAAAUGGCUGUAGACAGGUUGUAUCUUGGCCG